Molecule: messenger RNA, 1387 nt
Organism: Leptopilina heterotoma
Lineage: Eukaryota; Metazoa; Arthropoda; Insecta; Hymenoptera; Figitidae
Exons: 5
Coding region: 233-1204 (323 amino acids)
Source: RefSeq, a predicted model, not a curated record
UGAUGAUAAAGAUGAUAAAGAUGAUAAUGAUAAUGAUGAUGAUGAAGAUGAUAAUGAUGAUGAAAUUAAAGAGCAUAAUAAUAGAGUAAUUUAUGCUGAAAGCACUAAUAAUUGUAAUGAAAAUAAUUCAAGCAAUUCAAAAAUUGAAUUAGGAGCUAAAGAAUUUUCAUUUUUAUUUCCUAGCGGUGUUUCACUAGAAAAUAUCAGUUUCGUAGAAAGACUUUUGGAAGUGAUGAAAAAAGUUCACACUUCUGAGCAAAAAAAUACAUCAACUACGAAGAUUCCAGAAGAAUUCACAACACCUGAUGAAUCCAAGGUUGAAAUAAUCAAAGGGUCAGGCGUUUACAUCGAAAGAUCAACUAAAGCUUAUAUUGAGGCUACAUCCUACACUAAUGGAAAAUUUGAUUGGAAAAAACUAGUACGCUUAACACUUUUAGCAAUUUACGGAUCAGAAAUAUCAAAAUAUAGUGCACUUGGAAAGAGGGCUAAUGGUCGGCCACCUAUUAAUUACCAAUUAUUUCACACAACUUUUGAAUGGGCAAGACGUUUGUCAUCAAAUGACGGUGUAUUGCUGACAAAAUCCGAUUAUAUCGGUGUCAUAAAUAGAGUUGCUUCCAACAAAAGACAACACGUAAGACAAAGCGAGCAGAGUAUAAAAAAAGUGAAAUUAAGUGAGGAACGACUUCUAAAAACAAAUACUUUUCAACAACAUCAAUUUCAAUCUGGUCGAUCUGGUCCGCAAUCUCAACAAGAAAAUCAACCUUACUUUCAAGAUCAAUUUGAUUCUAAACCUCAAAAACGACAUCAAUCUCAACCUUCAUCGGAUUCUCAACUCCGAAUCCGACCACUAUCUCAACUUCAAUAUAAUCCUACAUCUGAAAAUGAAAAUCAAUUUAAACCUCGUUCGCAAUCUCAACAUGAUUCUAUUAAUCCUCAAAACCUACAUCACAUGAAAUCUAAAUCCUAUCCUCAGGUUCAAACUCAAUUUCAUCCUAAGCCUCAACUACAACUUGGCGUGCAAUCUAAAUAUCAAGAACAGAUUGAUAAUCAUUCAAUACCUUCUACAUCACCUAAAUAUUUACAUUAUUCUCAUAAUUCUAAUCUGCAUUCACAAAAUUUUCAAAAUCUUAGAUCAACAAGCGCUACUGAUGAAUACGAUUCAUAUCAUUUCAUGGCCCAUCCUUUCCUCUGUCACCAAAAAUAACCGAUCCAUCUUAUUCACGUAAAGACUUUAAUCAUUAAUCUAUCCAUAAAAUUCUCAACUUUUUGAAGUUGAAAAAAAGUUUUUUUUUUAUUUUUUUAACAUCAUUUAUUAUUUAAUGAUUCAUUUGUCAAAAACAAAACCACGCCGACUAAAAUUAUUGCAAAAAUUAAACUUUACUACCAA